Neoarthrinium moseri is the source of this 1449-nucleotide messenger RNA. RefSeq lists its product as uncharacterized. Gene Ontology annotation, biological process: aromatic amino acid biosynthetic process. Lineage: Eukaryota; Fungi; Ascomycota; Sordariomycetes; Amphisphaeriales; Apiosporaceae. The transcript has 2 exons. The record is from RefSeq and is a predicted model, not a curated record. The coding region runs from base 1 to 1449 and encodes 482 amino acids. Gene Ontology annotation, molecular function: 3-deoxy-7-phosphoheptulonate synthase activity.
AUGGCUUCAGUCGACGCUGUGCCCAACGGCACAAACGGGGGCGCAAAUGGUUCUGGCAACAGCUCGGCUGAGUGGACGCCCAGUUCCUGGAGGUCCAAGCCCAUCAAGCAGUUCCCAGAGUAUCCAGAUCUGAAAGCCCUGAAGAAGGCGACCGGCGAAUUGGACCAUCUGCCUCCCAUUGUGCAUCCCUACGAGAUCAACAAGUUGAAGGAGAACCUGAAGGAAGUCGCUCAGGGCAAGGCAUUCCUGCUGCAAGGCGGUGACUGUGCCGAGCUCUUCUCCUACUGCCGCCAGGAUGCCAUUGAGUCCAAGCUCAAGCUUCUGCUGCAGAUGAGUCUUGUCCUCAUCCGCGGCACCAACAGAAAGGUCGUGAGAAUCGGCCGCAUGGCUGGCCAGUACGCCAAGCCGAGGUCGAGCCCCUUUGAGACGGUCAACGGCCAGCAGGUGCCCUCGUUCAGAGGUGACAUCCUCAACGGCUUCGAACUGGAGGACAGAGCCCUCGAUCCUCAGCGCCUGGUCAAGGCUUACAACUACUCUGCAGCAACACUUAACUACAUCCGGGCCGCCAUCUCAUCCGGCAUUGCCGACCUGCACCGGCCACUGAACUGGGAGCUCGGCCACGUCAAGGACUCGGAGCUCAAGGCCAAGUACUCCGAGACGGUCAAGUUCCUCCAGGAGUCGCUGCGCUUCAUGCGCACCAUCGGCGCCGACAAGAGCUCCCAGCUCGGAACUGUGGACGUCUUCACCAGCCACGAGGGCCUGCUGCUGGAGUACGAGGAGAGCCUCACGCGGCUGCUGGAGAAUCCCGUGUACGCGGCCGAGGGCCAGACGUCGCGCCGCGAGUACUACGACACGUCGGCGCACUUCAUCUGGAUCGGCGACCGCACGCGGCAGAUCGACCACGCCCAUGUCGAGUUCUUCCGCGGCAUCGCCAACCCCAUCGGCAUCAAGGUCGGCCCCACGACGCCCGUCUCGGACCUGCUGGAGCUGCUGCGCACGCUCAACCCGGACCGCGAGGUCGGCAAGAUCACGCUGAUCACGCGCUACGGCGCCGCCAAGGUGCGCGAGCUGCUGCCGGCGCACAUCCGCGCCGUCGAGGGCAGCGAGUACCGCGGCUGCGUCAUCUGGCAGUGCGACCCCAUGCACGGCAACACGCGGUCGACGGGGUCGGGCAUCAAGACGCGGCGCUUCGACGACAUCUUCACCGAGCUCCAGGAGACGCUCAAGGUCCACAAGGAGGAGGGCAGCUACCUCGGCGGCAUGCACCUCGAGCUGACGGGCGACGCCGUCACCGAGUGCAUGGGCGGCAGCCAGGGGCUCGACGAGGAGGACCUGUCGACCAACUACACCAGCUUCUGCGACCCCCGCCUCAACGAGAAGCAAGCCCUGGAGAUGGCCUUCCUUGUCGCUGACCACUACAUUCAGGAGCGAGAAGACGCCAAGCCUUGA